AACGACGACGACGCUGCUGGUGUCGCUGAAAGCCCAGGUGCGGCUUCACGGUCGAAGGCUGCGAAGGGCCGAAAAAUAAAGACGCCAAAAAACAUUGUUGGACCGACAGAAAAUGACAUCGCCCUUUCGGUUUCUUCGACCGUGCAAGACGAAUUAACACUCAGUGCCUACGCUGGCGCUUCUGCGAUUAGCGGGUUGACGUCUUCCAUCAAGCCAGAACCGAACGACGACGACGCUGCUGGUGUCGCUGAAAGCCCAGGUGCGGCUUCACGUUCGAAGGCUGCGAAGGGUCGAAAAAAGUCGGCAAAACGCAUUGUUGGACCCAUAGAGAAUACGACGGUCCUUUCGGUUCCCUCAACCGUGGAAGACGAUCUAACACUCGGUAGGUACCAUUCGACCGUCCCGAAUGAAACCGAAGGCGUCGACGAGGAUGAGGCCGAGCCUGUUGGAAUGCGUGACGAAGAGAUAAUCGCAGAAGGUUUGACCACAAAUGUCGUCGAGGAAACGAGUUAUGUUGGGCUACCGUAACCGCCACUAAACUCCGGGUGAUCGUGCGUUGUAUCACUCUGUUGUGGUGCCGACGUUGCCGAGAAGGUGAACGUGUUCAGAUACUCGAAGUAGGCAGGUAGGUAGGUAACUAGGUACAUUCUUCCUUUCUGACGCUAAAAAAGAGGGAAAGGCAGAGCUGGCGGAAUGGAGUCCGUCAUGCUCAUCACUGGAUCCAUUUUCCUGACGAUGGGGAAUGGACUGCUAGCGUUCGAUGUAUACUCGAGGUCGGUGUGGACCGCUCUGACAAUCAUGUCUCUCCUCCACAUGGUACUUCUUACACGAUUGCUGUCGUGCUGUCGUGGGGUAUCAAGACUAACGCUAAUAUUGGCACUGAGAACAAGUGCUACAGCUACUGCUAGCUUGUUAAAGUCGUUAGCAUGUGCCGGAGCAUAUUUGGAAUACUUCUGAGACAUGCAAUUCGCCUAUGGCUGAUUCAUUCUUCAGGCUUUUAUUUGAUUAAGAAUUCGACGUUGGAAGAACCGGAUCCCGAUUCAUUCCUGAUGUUUCGCAAGAUAUGUUCUUGUAUCUUGAGUUGCGACUCAGUGCUUCUUGCUGAUCUUUACUCUUACUUUGCUUUUUGCAACAACUACGCAGAUACUGAAAACAAUCGUCGUAUUGUCGUGUUGCGUGGUCAGUGGUUGUUGUUGCAGCACGCCCAAACGAUUUUUCGGGGGAUCUCCAAGAGAUGCAGUCUGGAUCUUCUUUAUGACAAAAGUUAAUCAAUUUUAUCUAUAAAUCUUUUUUGCGGAUAAAACGAAAACGUCAGAAGUAGAAGUUAAGUUCGUUGUAGCCUGAGGGCUGAGGCUGAGUAACAAAGUCUGAGUCGUCAGCAUGCGGAUACUUGAUCUUGAUGGAAACGUGUAACGACAAGCAAGGUAGGAGGAAAACAAGUGAUAUCAACUGCGAAUCUCUUCCACUUUUGAGAUCGUACUUAGUUGAAUUCUAUCGUCCUUCUCUUUCAUAACACUAACAGCGUCAGCGUUUCAUAAAAAUGUGCGAUCUUCUAAUGAUAUCGCAUUAGCAUUUUCCCUAUGGGCCUUCCUGCACUCAGUUGCCAUUACUUACGGUGAUCUCACUCUCGAUCAGCAUCCAGAGGACGCUUGCUCUUUUUGGGGACGGUAAAACAUCUACAUGAGUAUUCUUUUCGAGACCUCAGACCUAGCAGAAGUUGUACCUUGCGCAAGUGUCGUCGUCGUGUAGUGAAGACCUCAUAGAAGUUGUACUAGGACAGGAACUUUAUUCCAGCCGAAGUUGACCUUACCUCAAGUAGUGCAUACUGCUAUUAAUAUUAUAGUGUAUCUAUUGAUUAUACUUCUAAGAGUUGUAUUCCAUUUUCAUGUUGACAUUAAUUAUCGAAACACAACUUGCACCACCUCGCGCUAGGCACAUUCACUCACUCACUCAUUCACUCACUCACUCACUCACUCAUUCACUCACUCACUCACGCAGCAGGGAAAUGUCAGCGAAUCUACCACAUCCACAAUCUCCACCAACAGGUUUUGGGC
Molecule: messenger RNA, 2054 nt
Organism: Amoebophrya sp. A25
Lineage: Eukaryota; Dinophyceae; Syndiniales; Amoebophryaceae
Source: the annotation of a GenBank genome assembly